Molecule: messenger RNA, 3258 nt
Organism: Canariomyces notabilis
Lineage: Eukaryota; Fungi; Ascomycota; Sordariomycetes; Sordariales; Chaetomiaceae
Exons: 3
Coding region: 1-3258 (1085 amino acids)
Biological process (GO): positive regulation of transcription by RNA polymerase II; DNA-templated transcription
Molecular function (GO): sequence-specific DNA binding; zinc ion binding; DNA-binding transcription factor activity, RNA polymerase II-specific
Source: RefSeq, a predicted model, not a curated record
AUGCCGGCACCCGCGCACGCCCCGCCGUCCCCGGACAUCCAUCCAUCCAAACGCCACCGCCAGUCGUCCCCCGAUAAGGACUCGCCCACGUCGCUCCUCUCGAUUUCGCCGACGAGCGAGCAGAUACACGACGGGUCGCUGGGCCACACCGGCCCUGGGCUGGCUGGGAAGGUCGGCCAAAGCAGCAGCUUCCGCAAUGUGAGCGCGUGCAACCGGUGCCGUUUGCGCAAGAAUCGCUGUGACCAGAAACUCCCCAGCUGCGCGAGCUGCGAAAAGGCCAGUGUCGCCUGCGUUGGCUACGAUCCAAUCACCAAGAGAGAGAUACCAAGGAGCUACAUUUUCUAUCUGGAAAAGCGGGUUGAGCAGCUUGAGGGCCUUUUGACUGCCAGCAACAUCCCGUUUCCACCCGCCCAGAACCUCGACUACUGCUCCAAGUCGGGCAGCGGGUCAAACAGCAUUCGGUCUCCCACAGAAACAGCCCAAUCGGAAGGGGCAGAUGCUACCAGCAGUCUCAAGACCGAGGGUGAUGGUGGUGACGGCACGGGCAGGUUGCAACCGCUUGCUUCCAAGUCCACUUCAUCUGACACCGUCGGCGCUGGGAUUAGCCGGCACCUGGGUUCGACGUCCGGGAUAUCCUUUGCCCGUGUAGUCUUCGCCGCUGUCCAAUCGUCUGUUUCAGAUCAAAAGUCAAACUCGGAGAAAGGGGGUGUACGGCCGUACCGGCCCGGCCCUAACAAUGGCGCCGGCGCGUCCGGCUCGGGCACGUCGAUGCGUGAUUCCUUCUUCGGCCUACAUACCAAGCCAACGAUCCAUCCAGCAACAUUUCCUGAUAAGAAGCUUGGGAAGAGGCUUAUUACUCUAUACUUUGAGCACGCUAAUCCCCAAAUCCCUGUCCUCCACAGGGUCGACUUCAUGGACAUGUUUGAACGAGCGUAUGCUGACCAAGGACGACUGCGUGGACCGCGGGAACUCUAUGUGCUGAACAUGGUCUUCGCUAUUGGAGCGGGCAUCAUCCUAGGCGAUUCCAAAGGCGAACACCCUAUCAUCACAGAGUCUGGUAGCGCCUCGGCUGGAUCGAGGCAGUGCCAGCCCGAGGAAUACCACGCCAGCGCAAUUGUUCACCUAGAGGCCUGUCUUGGGAGCGGCGGUGGUUUAGAAAAUCUGCAGGCUGUGCUGCUUCUAGCUAACUUUGCCUUGCUGAGACCCGUACCUCCCGGGCUGUGGUAUAUCAUUGGCGUCGCAGUGAGACUCGCGGUUGAUCUGGGAUUGCACUACGAGGACGGCAAGGAUGUUGAGGCCGGCCUCGGCGACACGACGAGUUCCCAGGAGGCAGUCACCAAAGAGAGAGGAAGGCGCGAGUAUGUGCGCGAUUUGAGGCGACGGCUGUGGUGGUGUACCUACUCAUAUGACCGUCUGGUUAGCAUGUGCGUCGGACGACCGCCUGGGAUUUCGGACCAAGUUAUCACGACCGAAUUUCCCUCCUUGCUCGAGGACCGAUACAUCACCCAAACCGGCAUCGUCGAGCCGCCUAUUGAGAUGCUGCGGCCAACUUACAAGCUAGUCGCCCAUCACUACUUCCGGCUCAGGCUUCUACAGUCCGAGAUACUUCAGGUCCUGCUGUUUCGACAGGCUCAGAACGCCAGGACCGGCGGUUUAAACCCCAAGAACCCCUAUAUGCAUACCUCCCUACCUUCACCGUUUUUGUCAAAGUUCGAUUCGUUCCGGUCGUGGCGGAUCGAUAUUGAUAAGCGGUUGUGGGAAUGGAAGAAUUCGGCGCCGACGAAGCAAGAUACUGGCGUGGCCUUCUCGACCGAGUUCCUGGACCUCAACUACUGGCAAGCCAUUAUCAUGCUCUACAGGCAGAGCCUCAGCGUGCCCACCGUCUUUGAGGGCGAGUACGAUACAACGAAGGAGGUGAACAGCCCCGCCGUCUAUAAUGCAGAGCUCCGCGAAGACGAAGAACGAGUUUAUCUCAAGGUUGCCGAGGCUGGGCAAAAAGUCUUGCGCCUAUAUCGCCAACUGCAUCUGGUGGGCUUAGUCAACUACACCUAUUUGACCACGCACCAUCUCUUCGUAGCUGGGAUAUCGUACCUUUACGCCAUCUGGCAUUCUCCUAUUGUAAGGAGCCGGCUGACUAUGGACGAGGUGGAUUUCACUAUCCUCGCAGCGACAUCUGUCUUUACGGAUUUCAUGGAUAAGUGUCCGCCUGCCGAGGCUUGCCGGGACGCUUUCGAUCGAACUGUCAAAGCCACGCUCAAGAUGGUCAAUGCUUCCGGCGGCUUUGGCCAACAGUACCGGUCGGGCCGCACCAACACCCACCCCAGCUCCAGAAGCAGCCUUGAUCACCGGCCGGACUGGAGUUCCGGAAGCGAGAAUACAUCUAUAUCGAGCCUCAAGCCCCAAUACAGACGCCACCAGCAGCACCAGCUGUCUAAAGACCGGUCCUCGGCACGGCCGCCGCAUAUCGACGUUGCUUCGGAUCGCCAUUCAAAUAGCGGCGCGUCCGCCUCACUGCUGUCCCCCUUCCAGCAAGGCGCGCCAUACCGUCUGCCCGGCCCGCAACCGGCUGCCACCAAGUCUGACGCGGAUGGCUUCUCCAUGAUGCAAAACCUCGCCUUACCGCCGCGCAGCAACGCCAGCUCCGCUGGAGGUAAUGCUCCCAAUCCUGUCACGCCCGAGGCACUAUCCAUCGACCCGCCCCUGGUCCCAUCUCCUACAAUCCUACAAGCCAACCCCCGAACCCAGCCUCAGCUUCAACAACAGCAACCAAAUGCCACUCCGCCCGCUGCCACGCAGCUAAGCUCACCAGCCACGGACGUGACAGGCGGCUUCUUCUCCCCACAACAGCAACACCAACAAUUGCCCCAGCAGCCGUUCAGCCCGGGUACCACGAUACCCUUUAGCAACUUGCAGGGGAUGGAUUUUCUGCAGACUCCAGGCCCGGGCUCGGCGGGCUCUGGUGCGUCGGGAAUCAUGGAUGGUGCCGACUUUAGCGGCCUGGCUGAUACCCAGAUGGAUCUGGGUUUUGGGCUUGGCUGGGAAGGGGUCCAGCAUCAUGACUUUAGCGACGGACCGCAUCUAGACCUGUUUGAGGGCUUCUUCUUUGGCGGAGCGGGGAACGUGGCAGGUAGCGGUGCCGGGGGGAAUGCGAAUGGGGUUGGAGUUGGAAAUGGCUCUGGUAGCAGUGGGAAUGGUGGGGAUGGGAUAGGGAAUGGGCAUGGGAAUGGAAAUGGGGCGAGGAUGGAUGAUAUCCGUUAG